UUUAACAUGUGAUAAUAGCAGAUUUUUUGCUGUUUUACAACCAAUACCAGCAAUAUGGGGAACCAGUUGGUUGCUACUGCUCCAUCUCAAAUUUUGAGUGUGGAAAGUUACCUGGCUGAUGCUUCAGAAUUUACAUUCAACAAAAGCCUUGGAAGCACACGGUUUAUGAAAGUAGCGAGAGCAAAAUUCCAAGAAGGAAUGGCUGUUGUGAAGGUUUUUGUUAUCCCUGAUACAACGUUGGAUCUAAUGUCUUAUAGAACAGAGGUGGAAAAUAUCACGAUGAGACUUAAGCAGGCUUCAAAUUGUCUUCCUUUCCAACGCACGAUAACUACGGAUAAAUGUGCCAUGUUGAUUCGACAAUAUAUUAAACACAACUUGUAUGACAGAAUAAGCACUCGGCCAUUUUAUAAUAACAUCGAAAGAAAAUGGGUUGCUUUUCAAUUACUUUGUGCACUAAACCAAAUGGCAAAAUGCAAUAUCUGGCAUGGUGAUAUUAAGAGUGAAAAUGUACUGAUUACCAGUUGGAAUUGGCUUCUGUUAACUGAUUUUGCAAGCUAUAAACCCACAUACUUACCUGACAACAACCCAGCCGAUUUUAACUAUUUUUUCGACACUUCUCGACGAAGAACAUGUUACCUAGCACCUGAAAGAUUCACUGACAAUCAGACCACCCUCGCUUCAAGUGACCAUGAUAUUGCAGUUACACAUGCAAUGGACAUUUUCUCAACAGGAUGUGUUAUAGCAGAGCUGUUCACUGAUGGAACACCAUUAUUUGACCUGUCUCAACUGCUUGCAUACAGGGAAAAUAAGUUUGAACCAACUGCUGUGCUAAACAAAAUUGAUGAUGUAAAUGUCCGGGAAAUGGUUCGUCACAUGAUCCAGCCUAACCCAACAAACCGUCACAACGCGGAGAAAUACCUCACGGAAUGGAGAGAGAAGAUAUUUCCGGAUCAUUUCUAUACCUUUCUUAAGAUAUACCUGGGAAGAUUCUGUGAGACGCCGCUCUUUUCUGCUGAUCAAACCGUUUCUGGGUUGCACAAGGAUUUAGACAAGGUUCUGCAAAGUCUUGUUUACAAAGAGAAUGCGUCUGAUACACUGGUCAUACUCUCAUCACUGUUGCUGUCCUGUGUUCGCAAGUUAAAAUACUGCAAUUGUAAACUAAAAGCUCUGCAUGUCAUUGAAGAGUUUGCUAAGCAUCUCCCAUCCAGCGUUAUAUUGGAGCGAUUUAUUCCUUAUUUGAUGGAGUUUUUAAAGGACCAUGUGCCUAGGGUCCGAGCCAAAGCAAUACGGUCACUUGCUACUUGUUUAACUUUUGUUUCACAGAUCCCAAGGUCAGAAGCAAACAUAUUCAGUGAGUAUAUCCUGCCUGGUAUCAACACUUGUGCGCAAGACAGUGCCGUGCCAGUGCGGCAAGCAUUUGCUGAAACGAUCGCAAUAUUCGCAGAAAGAGCUCUUAAAUUUUUGGACAGUCCCCAGCAAGAUUUAAACACAUCAUACAUAUCGGCUGUGGGCAGUGACCAACCGAGUUACGACACCCAGCUUCAACUUCUGCGCGAUUUAACACAAAACAAAGUACAAGUAAUGUUAAGUGAUGUGGACAGCACAGUACGUGAGUGCCUGCUUGAAUACUCAGUAUCGCGUCUUUGUGCAUUUUUUGGUCGGCAAAAAGCAAAUGAAGUCCUUCUAAGUCACAUGAUUACUUUCUUAAACGACAAACAAGAUUGGCAGUUACGGUCUGCCUUCUUUAAAAGCUUAGUUUCAGUUGCAUCUUAUAUUGGCUGGCAGAGUGCUAAUUUUUUAAAACCACUGUUACAGCAGGGCAUGCGUGACCACCAAGAGUUUGUUGUUUCACAAACAACAACUGCGAUAUCAUCUCUUGUUGAGCUUGGUCUUCUACCCAAAAACAUGAUCUUCGAAUUGUUAAAAGAUACGGUUCCAUUUCUUGUCCACCCUUGUGAAUGGAUUCGUUUGAGCACGGUAUCAUUCGUGUGCUCAUGUGGCACUGCGCUUGAUACUAUAGACAUACACUGCUAUGUUAUACCACUGCUUAUGCCUUUCCUACAAUACCGUAUACUUCAAGUAGAUGAUCAACAGGUCCUGCUCAGCGCACUUAAACCUCCAAUUAAAUUCGCCGUGUAUGACUUGGUGUAUAACAUGCCUAAUGUUAAGAAUUUAUUUGAUGCUAUGAAAACCAAGCAGGAAAACCGGCUUCAAAACAAAGUCAGUUUUCUCUCCGAUCUUGACCCAAAAACAGAGAACAUGCUUCGGAAAUUAACUUUAAAAGAAAUCUCCAACCAUGAGGAAGACAUGAUAAUAAACUUGGAAGGUUUUAUCACAAAGCAGCAAAAGUAUAUCCUAGCAAACAGCUCUACAAGCACAGAGUGGCAUAAUGAAGACCGCAACGAUGGCAGCGUCAUAAACAUUUUAAGCCUCGGACCUAACUUUCUGCGACGUCAUGCUGAUAUGGCGAAAGAAUCAGACACAACCGUUACAGCAAGCAAAUCAAAUACAAAGAAAGCAAGCAGCAAGAAGAAAGUUGUUGAACAAAGUCAUGACAUGAAUGAGGAAUGGAGAACAAUGUUUGGUGCUGACAACUCCAAAGUUUUGCCUCCUGCUCAUGUUACGAACAAGAAAUCAAACUCUUCCAACCUCUCAAUUUCGAUGUCGCAGUUAGAAAGCGCUGCCCAACCAAUCUACCAGAUACCUGAAGCAAAACCUGGUGAUAUUCAGUUCAAAUACGCCUCAUGCCAGCUGGAUUUGCGUGCUUUAGUUCACCAUAAUAGGGACCUGUAUAAGUAUGACUUGAAUCAAAGGCAACUUGAGGAGCUUGCAGACACAACAAGCAGUUCGCCCAUCACAGACUGGAGGCCACGAGGAUUACUGGUUGCGCAUAUGCUUGAACACAGAGGGCCAAUACACCGUAUUGGUGUGAGUCCGUCAAACCAUCAUUUUGUCACUGUGUCUUCUGACAGGUCUAUAAGAUUAUGGGAAUCAGCAAAGUUGGAAGGCAAGUCAGUUGUAAACAGGUCACGAGCUUCAUGCCAGAGGUUUGGUGGUGCUGUUCGUUGUGUGACUUUCUCAGGGAAUGAACAAAUAGUUUGUUCCUCAGACGAUGGCUCCAUACAUCUCUUAUCUGUUGAAUCCAUGGGUACAAGAACCCCAUCUGAUAAACAAGACACUACCACCCCAACAAGCCCGAUAAUUUACACAUAUUCAGUGAACCACAGACAGAAUGGCAGAGUGACUGAUCUAAAGCCGAUAAUUAACUCCUCUGUUGUUGUAUUUACCUCUAGCUAUGGGAAUAUAACAGCUCUUGAUCUGAGAACAAGGACUCCUGCUUGGAAUUUAAAGCAUGAUCUUAGCAAUGGAGUGCCCACAACUUUUUGUGUGGAUCCUAAACAACAUUGGUUAUGUGUUGGCACAGCAAGGGGGGUACAUAUAUGCUGGGAUUUGCGGUUUCAGCUUCCCAUAACUAAGUUUUCACAUCCAUCCAUGGCAGGGGUACGUAGGGUCAUGACCCAUCCAACCAGAACAUCAAAUAUUGUGUCCGUUGUUACCGGCAACAACGAAGUCAGUGUGUGGGAUAUUGAAACAGGGACAAGACAAACAACGUUAUGGGGAAGUACUGCCCCUCCUUUGUCACAAACCCAAAAAACAGCGGAUUCUGUAAAUGGAAUUCAUGCUUCUAUUGGAAAUGCAGGCGUUUGUAUGUACACUGGGGGCACCGAUUGUAAAAUAAGACUAUGGGACCUUCUGAAUGCGGAAAAUUCCCGUAUUAUAAGUGGACCUGAGCUAUCGAACAACCGAAGCUUGUAUAAUGUGACAUAUCAAACACGACUUGUAGAUGGCACACACAUUAUACAAGAGCAGUUAUCUAAACUUAGACGUGAUGAAGAAACUCAGGCUGAGCAAGAACAAUUGUUGGGGGAACAAAAACGCUCCAAAAUCAGUGAGCAUGUUGUACCAUCACAUCACUUUGAUGUUAUAACUGAUCUUGCUAUUUUAAACGUUAAUCAAAACUUCUUGGUGUCCACCUCCAGAGAUGGAGUCGUUAAAAUUUGGAAAUAAAUUUCUAUAACACUUUUGGUUAAAUUAUUUUUUCCUUGUUUAAGACUUGAAACUCAGACUUACCAAGAAUUUAUAUAUCCUAUUAUAUAUACACAUUUGAAAUUUGGCUGUAGCAUAAAUAAGGUAUGGCUUGCUUAGUGUGAGUUUCAAGUCUACUGUUCCAUGCUUGAGGUUAAUUUACACACCUUCAAUAGUUAAUAUUAUGUUAAUAUGUAUGCACCAAUGUGCCAAUUAUAUCCACAUGGUAUUGCUAUUAAUAUAUGUCCUCUGCUUUGGUAAAGCGCUUUUUAUUAUUAUAAUUAUCAACCAAUUACUGUUAAAAUUGAUAAUCUCUUGUCUUGCCUCUAGGCGAAAUGAAUUAGCUGUCAACAUAGACAUUCGUUUUCAUGUGCAAUAUCUUUGUAGAAAAUUACCAAAUUAAACUGUGUGCUGUCAGUUGUCAAACAUUGCUUUGCAAAGAUAUGCUAUUGGGCAUAAGAAGGGGGUACAUUGCAGUUAAUCUUUUACAAGUGUGAAAUAAUAUACAAUACCCCGUUCUUAUAGGCUACCUUUAUUCUCUCCGUAUGAAUAUAUUUGAAUUACUAUGUCAUGUGUGCUUAUUCUGUUUUAUUCUUUUCAGUCAUUUAAUUCUGGCCUUUGUUCGAAAGAGUUUCUAAAGUUUUAAAUGUUUGUAUUUCCACUUUGAAGCAAAUAAGAGUUUAUUCCAUUUUGUAA
This is a messenger RNA of Ciona intestinalis (vase tunicate), 4782 nucleotides long. RefSeq names its product phosphoinositide 3-kinase regulatory subunit 4. Gene Ontology annotation, molecular function: ATP binding; protein binding; protein serine/threonine kinase activity. Gene Ontology annotation, cellular component: phosphatidylinositol 3-kinase complex, class III, type II; phosphatidylinositol 3-kinase complex, class III, type I; nucleus-vacuole junction. NCBI's taxonomy places the organism in Eukaryota, Metazoa, Chordata, Ascidiacea, Phlebobranchia, Cionidae. Gene Ontology annotation, biological process: protein targeting to vacuole; autophagy of peroxisome; late endosome to vacuole transport. The record is from RefSeq and is a predicted model, not a curated record.